CCAUUAAUGAUCUCUCUCUGGGGUCAAUCCUCUUCACUUCUUAAAGCUACGCCUUCUUCCCUGUUUCCUCUCUCUCAUUAGAUCAUACCUGCCCAAACUCUCUCUCUCUCUCCCUCUCCCUAUGUCUUCUAGCCUGAGAAAGCUUCCGGUCCGCCACCCGGUGGUGGUAGACAUCGGGUGCAACUGCCGGCGGCCAAAGCUUUCCUUUCUCUUCACCUCAACCUCCCGUUCGAAAGCCAAAGCCACUCUCACCGACCCCUUCUCUCCCACCACCACCACCACCACCACCUCUUCCUUCACUGCUGCCACCUUCACCGCUACCACCGACACCUCCGCAUGCGAAGACACGCCGUCGCCGGCCAAGCAGAUCUCCGCUGCCGGGAGCCCAGCGGUGGGUGGGCGGGGGACGAGGAGGAGGAGGAAGAAGGGGAGGGUGGCGAGGGAGAGCGUGGCAGUGGUCAAGGAGUCGGCGGAGCCGUACGCCGACUUCCGGGAAUCGAUGGUCCAGAUGAUCGUAGAGAAGGAGAUAUACGCGUGGGAGGACCUCAACGACCUCCUCCACAGCUUCCUCGCCCUCAACUCCCCCCGCCACCACCACCUCAUCCUCCGCGCCUUCACCGACCUCUGGAGCGGGGUAUUCUCUGCCCCCUCCACCUCUCUCCUCUCUAACCGGUGACUGGGCUUCACCGCCGGGCGUCUAAGCUAGCCGUUCGUGCUUAUGCCUACCAGGUCGUAGACUUAGGAUUCCUUACUGUAGAUGAGGAGACGUCAGAGUGUUUGGGGUUUGGCGUAACGUAGCGGAUGGUGUAUAAUGUAAUGAUGGUAGGAAAUGUGUAGUAAGAGUGUUGUUUGGCUUGGCGUGGAGGACGAUCAUGAUGGGCGUGCGAAGGGGUUGUGGUGAUGUUUUUUUUGAAUUUCUCAACCCUGAACGGCGUUUCCUGCUUCCCUUGCAGAACUCAAUGAUGUUA
Messenger RNA from Phoenix dactylifera (date palm), 968 nucleotides. The record is from RefSeq and is a predicted model, not a curated record. Lineage: Eukaryota; Viridiplantae; Streptophyta; Magnoliopsida; Arecales; Arecaceae.